AUGAUGGACUGGAAGCCCAGCAGCAUAUCUUCCCUCGACGCGGUGACGCUCGAGAUAACGUUUUGGAUGCGCGCAAGCAGCGGCGGGGACGACGGCGAUGGCCUCCCUCUGGACAGUCGAGUUUGUCUGAGUCUGGCUCUCUGGCAGGGUGCCCUGGGGGAGCCGGCGCAGCUCUCCGCGCUCACGCUUCCGGUGCUGUGGCCCGCAGUGCCCCGGGAGAGCCGAGGCCCAGCCGGCGCUGUGCAGCGCGAGUGGGGUGCCUCGUUGAGCAAGCUGGGGGACUUGGCCGCGGGCGCCGAGUCCUCCAUGGCCGGGGCCACGCCUGGGCCUGACACGAGGCACGAGGCGCAUCUGCUGCGAACCUUGCUGCUGCAGGCGUCCGUCGAUGGUGGUUCGAUUGCCUCUGCAGCCAUCGGCGGGGUGGAGCGCCGUCGAGUCAGGGCAGCGCCUGCCGCUCACCUGGCGGCGGUGCGCCUGCAGCUGAUGGGCCGGCAGCUGUGCGCCGCACCGCCCGCAGAGACCGUCGCGGCCGCUGGCGGCCUGCGCCGCCACCGCGCGGCCCACGUCGCGUUGGCGCACCUGGACGAGUGGCUGGCGAGCCUCGCGGGCAGAACCGCCAUGGCGGCGGCCGAGGCUGCCGUCUGCGCCGCGGAACCGGUGCUCCGCUUCGGCGACCUGGUCCGCUUGGAGGGGCUGAAGACGGAGCAGAAUAGGCACGUCAACAGAAGGCUCGGUUUCCUCCGGGCCUGGCGGGCGGACAACCAGCGCUGGAAGGUGGUGCUGAAGGACGACGGCCAGGUGUUCUACAUCAAGGCGAAGAACCUGCAGCCGCUGAGGCCGCACAAGAUCUGCCUGCCCGAGGUCGGCGAGGACAGCGAAGCUGCCGCAGGCGAGCCCUCCGACGUGACCGCCGAGGCCCGGGCGCUGGCGAGCGCCUGGGACGCCCUGGAGGCCCGGCGGGCCGCGUGGCAGGAGGCCCAGGAGACGCGCGAGAUCGAGGCGCUCGAGCGGCAGGAGCUGCUGCUGCGCGCCCAGGAGCUCCUGCAGUGGGAGCUGGAGCGGGCCUGGCGGCAGCGCCGCGCGCUCGCCCUCGAGCGCGCCAGGGACCUCGCCCUCCUCGAGCAGCAGGACCGGCGCCCGGCCGGCGCGCCGAGGUCCUUCCACAUAGGCUCCGAGCCCUGCGGCGAGGAGGGGCAGGAGGCGGAGGGCGGCCCAGGCAUGUACAGGGUGCUGGACGAGACGCUGGUGGGCGACGGGCCGAACCUGGACAGCAGCGACAUCGGCGCCGUGCAGGAGGGGGACGUGGUCGAGGUGCUGGAGGUGCUGGAGGUGACGGAGGACGAGCGCGUGAGGGCAAGAAUCCGCUUCGAGGACCACGAGUCGGGGAGCGCGUGGAUGUCGCUGUGGUCCACGGACGGUGGCAUAGUCUGGGCCGAGAAGAUCGACCCAGAGGUUCCAGAUGACGUCUGGGAGUCAGAUUGGGUAUCCCUGUCGACUCCCACAGCGCAGUCACGAACGACCGCGCUGUUCGCAGUUGGCACACCGGUGCAGUACUUCAGCGCGUCCAAGGGCCAUUGGGUCCAGGGUACGGUCCAGCAGGUCAGUUGCAUCGGCGAGGUGCGGGUUUCGUGCAAGCCCAAGUCCUGGAUACCCCUCGAGAAGCAGUACACGAUGCUCCGAUUGACCCCGUGCGUCCAGGCUAGUUAG
Prorocentrum cordatum is the source of this 1707-nucleotide messenger RNA. The record is from the annotation of a GenBank genome assembly. NCBI's taxonomy places the organism in Eukaryota, Dinophyceae, Prorocentrales, Prorocentraceae.